Molecule: messenger RNA, 688 nt
Organism: Protopterus annectens (West African lungfish)
Lineage: Eukaryota; Metazoa; Chordata; Ceratodontiformes; Protopteridae
Product: glutaredoxin-1-like
Exons: 1
Coding region: 289-594 (101 amino acids)
Source: RefSeq, a predicted model, not a curated record
AACUGCCACACCACUGCAAAACAAUUGAUAUCCAAAAGUGGGGGUGAUUGCUCUUAAAGGUAUACAGUAAAUGUAUACUGUCUGCACAGGUAGCUGCCAGCACAUGCUUUUUCUUUCUAUUUUUUUUUUACUUUUUCCAAUAAGUUUCAGGAGCAAGUUUAGAACAUUCAAAUAAUCAAUAGAAGGCUGUUAGGCAUGGUCAAGUUGUAGGAGGGUACGGUAUGUAGUAGUCAACAGUAGCUGCAGCAGGAGCCGGUUAGAGACAAAAACGGAGAAAGAGGCAACAAUAUGGCCGAGUUUGUAAAUGCCAAAAUCAAGGGAGAUAAAGUUGUUGUUUUCUCCAAGCCCACUUGUCCUUACUGUCAGAUGGCUGUUGAAAAGCAAUACUCGUUUAAACCAGGAUGCCUGGAUAUUAUAGAUAUCAGCUCCCUAAGCGAUAUGAGCGGUAUACAGGAUUAUUUGCAACAGCUGACGGGAGCUCGGACUGUGAGUACUGGUGUUUUUCUGUGCAUAUGUGUGUUUGCUACUGCUUUGCGUUUACUCACCUCUGGUUUAAGCUAUAUGCGUUUUGCCUCCGCUAGGAAACGUCUAUAAAAUGACCCGUUCUGAGCAGUAAGAUUACUGAAAGGACCCCCAAAUUGUGAGGGACUUGUAAAAACAAAGUGCACUCCUAGUUUAACUUGUGUCU